Durio zibethinus is the source of this 2450-nucleotide messenger RNA. RefSeq lists its product as uncharacterized. Gene Ontology annotation, biological process: nuclear DNA replication. Gene Ontology annotation, cellular component: nucleus. The record is from RefSeq and is a predicted model, not a curated record. Lineage: Eukaryota; Viridiplantae; Streptophyta; Magnoliopsida; Malvales; Malvaceae.
UAAAAACGAUCGACUAACGCCGUCAAUUGCAGGAGGGAAACCAAUUGUUCAAAACCAAAAGAAAAAUCCAUGAAACUCAUAAAAGACUUUUCACUGUCUCCACUUCAGCGCAAUAUCUCAGGCCCUCUCUCUCUCUCUCUCUCUCUCCAUAUUUUGCCCUAAACAUUUCAUUUAGUUUUGGGCAGAGCAAAAUCCUUUUUUCAAAACCCUAGAUUUAUAUCCAAUUAGGGCAUGCCCAGAUUCUCUCGGCUCUCUUACCGAUGCAUAUCUUCGUGAUUUUUUCUUCAUAGAGGGCAUAAUUGCUGGUAUUGCUAUUGCUAUUCCAAGGCAAAGGAGUCGUGGCUAUUGUUCGAGCCGACUUUCGAAUAUGGCGAAGGUAGCCCAUGGUGCCUUAACUUCUACCUCGCUACAAAUUGGCGGGGAUGCUCUUAAAGUUGGUCUAACAGUUAAAAGGAAGACCCCUUCGGAACUCAGAGGAGAGCAGUUAAGGCAGACGAAUAUUGCAGAGCUUGUUAAUAAAUCUUUGGCUUCGAGCAGUGCUAGUGAGAUGGAUAAUGGACUCCAAAAACCAGAUCUGCCAAGGAAUCCAAGAUAUAUUGACACCCGUAUGGAUGGAGUAUAUCCUGCCAAGAAAUCAAGGUUCAAACUGCUAUCAGGAAAAGAAAAUGCCAAGCAGGAAAAUAGUUCAAUUGAACAACCUAGCAGCCUAAAGAAAAUCUCUGCACUUUCAAAUUUGGCUGCCAAGAGAAGGCAACAACUUUCAUGUCCAGAGAAUUCUGUUGCUUCUGUUGAUGUUCCAAAAGAUGAUGUGCUCGAUGCCCACCGAACACUUGAGAAAUGUAGUCAGGGUACAUUUCUUAGUGUUACUGAGCUCUCAUCAGGGGGUCAAAAUUUAUCAGGCUUGGCAACUGUUGAUAUGGAUAAAGCAUUGAAAGGACUAGCUGCUUGUCAAGCAAUCCUGAAUAUACCUCCUGAGUCUUCAGAACGAUUUGAUGAUCUUUCAACUGGAAACUUCUGCUCUGAAUUCCAUGUGACAGGCCAGAAGAUUCCUCUGGAUUUUACUUUGAAAACUUAUAUGCGAUUGGUGUCCUCCUCCUCAGUGAAUUGGUUAAAUAGGUCAAUGAUGUGUGGUAUGUAUAAUGGUAUGCCUCAAUUUACAUCCCAUCUUGGUUCAUCUGAAGAUCCCAAUAUUAGUAGUGUUUCACAAAUCAGACUGGCAUCCCAAGUGUUGAAUUCUAAAGCAUUGCAUUCGUGGAUUUAUCCUCAAUCUACCCUACCACCAUCUCUCAUAUCAAUAUUGGUCUCAGCAGCAGCAGAUGGAGUUGAAAUGGAUUUCUUAAGAAAGCGACUCGGGGCAUGGGAGGAAUCAUUUCGGAGUCUUUACUAUAUGUUUCGUGAAAAUGUUUGUAGCAUCUUUUAUGUGUGCACUUCACAUUUUGUGGUGAUGUUUACUGCUGCUGAUGGUUCGGGAAGAAGUAGAAGAUCAUAUCAUGCUUAUAUCUCCAAAUCAACUAGAGGUUUGAGGUCGUCACUGAAAGAACAUGAUGUUUCUUAUUCUAUGCCUCUUUGCCGUUCUCAAGUAGAACAAGUGACUACAGAGGAUCUGGUAGAGCUUUCAGAAAUUGAGAAGCAUAAUUUGGGCCAGACUCGACGCAUGAAUUCCUUCUCUGAUGUUGAUAAUACUCCACAGUCUUUACUGGCUGUCAGUGGAAAUCAGAAUGUACAUGGUUUAUAUGAGAUUUUGUUAAAUUAUAGAUCUUUCUUGACCUUUUUGAAUGCUGUGGAUGUUCCUGUAUUAUAUUCUCCUGUGCCAUUUCAAAAUGCUGCUCUUUCUGCUCCAGAGGUUAGAUGCAUGGAGAUUAAAAGAGCUGAUCAUGGUGCUGCUCUUCCCCAAGGAUCCACCUUGAAAGAUGGUCAUUCCAUGCCAAUUUCAUGUGCUGGCCUUUGCUAUAGCAUUGAAAUCAAGGAUUCACAUAUUCCCCCUUGGAUUAUCAGCAACAUAUGUGCUGUAAUGGCCUCUGAAGGGCAAAGCUUUGAAGCAAGCUUUACAACGGAGCAUACUUCUGUUGGCUUAAAUAUUGCUGUUGGGGCAGUUUGUGAGAUAGCUGAUAGUGAAGCCACAGUAGGUGAAAACUCACAAGAAAUAGCCUUUGCUUUCGGUAUUCCUGAAGCUAUUGUUUCCCCUUAUUUACAUUCAGGUUUAGUAAAGGGCUUGAACUACUGCAACGGUUCAUAUACGGUGUCUCUCUCUCCUGUAUGACAUUUUCAUGCGAAUGAUCUCUAGAGAAAAAAACACUACAUUUUGUUACCGAGGAGGCUUUUCCUGAUUUCUUUUUGCUAAUUGUAAUUUGCUCUUUGUAUAUUCUCGUUUGAUCUACUGUAAUUAAGAGAAAUCCUAAUACUCUGUUCUAUCCUAUAAAGAAUGCGUUUCAUCAGACGCAUUUCCAGUA